GAACAUAUGAUAAAGUCAGCCUGUUCUUAACACAUUUCUGUACUAUGAAACAGAUUGAUCCAAAGAACUAAGAACUACUUGAACGGCAAAGGAACAUGAACCUCAUCACCACCAAUGAAACGUUUCAAAACAUGUCAUCAAAUAUGUCUACUAGCCAAUCACCCUCAUGCCUCAACCAUAUACUUGCAGACAAUCCCUCUAAAGUGAUUCCAGUCAUCUAUGCCAUCAUUUGUAUAUUUGGAUUUAUUGGCAACAGUGUGGUGAUUACAGUGCUGUGUCGUGAACGUGGUGUCAAAACCAUAGCCAGCAUAUACAUCUUGAAUUUGGCUGUAGCUGAUUUACUAUUUAUUUUAACUUUACCCCUUUGGGCCACAUACUAUGCUUUUGGCUACAAAUGGGUCUUUGGAAAUGUAAUGUGCAAACUCUCUGGUUCUCUUUUGUGUCUUAGUUUAUUUGCAAGUAUUUUCAUUAUUAGUUGCAUGAGUGUAGACAGAUACUUAGCUAUUGUUCACCCUCUUCGUUUACAAAUAAGAACUUCCCAUCAAGCUUCUGUUGUGGUGUUAAUAGCAUGGGGAUUAGCCAUUUUAUCUACACUUCCCACUCUGUAUUUCCGCAGUAUGUACUACAUUAAGAGUUUAGGAGUCAAUGCAUGUGUCAUGGACUUUUCAGAGGAAAAAUAUUCAAGUUGGUUUGCAGCUAUUUCCCUGAUGAAAAUUGGCCUCGGAUUUUGCAUCCCCUUAGUAAUGAUUGGCACGUUCUAUCUGAGGAUUAUGAUACAUCUUAAAAAGGAAAGACAUCAAUCAUUUAAUAGGAACUACAGAGACCGUGCCUUGAAAAUUGUGACUGCAAUUAUUUUAACCUUUAUAAUCUGCUGGUGGCCGUUCCAUACAUUGACAUUCUUGGAUUUACUUAUUAGAAGGGACAUCAUCUGCAACAACAAUCUUGUGAUAUUUAUUCAGACAGUUAUGCCCUUUAGUGUGUGUUUGGGUUUCUCCAAUAGCUCCAUUAACCCACUUCUGUAUUGCUUCUUUGGAAACCAGUUCAGAGAAAAUUUUAAACAUACCUUUAGUUUGAAGACUUUUCAUCCGGACAGCAACAUGCAAAGCUCUUCAAGAAAGGGAAGUGCUUCAAAAGAUGAGAAAUGUACUGGCAUAGGUGAUAAUCUGAAUGUAUGACUUAAAGUGCCAGUUGUUUGUAUAUUGCUAAUCACAACCACAGACAAACAUAAUCUGCUGCAAUCGGUCCUAUGGAAUUGAUAUUUGUAGUAGUAUUUAUCCAUAUUGACUUUGAAUUACAUUUUUGAAAGACAGUUAGGGAUAAAUAGGACAUAUUUCUAUCAGUCUUCUAAAACAGUGGUUCACAAGUUGCAAAAUUCUGUCAGCCUCUGGCUUGGGGUUAGAGUGGACUUUUGACACAUGGGAAUGGAAAAAUAUAAAGACUGCUUGAAGAGGUUAAGAGAAGAAAUACAAAUGGGAGAGAGAUGAUGACAGCUUAAAUGUGAAAGAGGGAUGAGAAUAUAUCUUAAUCCUAAAUCAACUGACAAUGGCAUGCACUUAACUAGUACAUUAUAUUAAUAAGUACAAAAGAACAUGAACUAUCAGUGUAAUGCCAUACGAUGAUGAGCUCAUUUUCUAUAUCUUGUUAAAAAAGAAAAAAAUCUGUGUCACACAGGUAUCUUACUAGCGUCUCUAAAAAUGGAAAGAUGUUGGAACUUUAGUGAAUCAACUGAUGAAAAUGGUGAAUCUUCUGAGUAAAUGUUCCCAGGUGUAAUAAUCUUAAAUGACUAUCAGUUGGUAAACUAUCAGCAAACAUUUCAAACUUUUAACAUAUAUUCAACUGUUUGUAGGUUAUGUAAUUUACACAUUUAAUAAAGUUGUGAUAAAGUUCAGAAGGAAAGUUUUUUUUCCUUAAUGAAAGCUGAAUACAUAAGGGUCUUUGUUUGAAACUACAGGAUAUAGAGUAGUGGAUACAUGGGGGCUUAUUUAUUAAAGGUCUUGUAGACCUGAUCCGACAGUGCGGAUCAGGUCCGCAAGACCUCACUGAAUGUGGAGAGGAAUACACUCUACGCAUUUAACAUUGCAUCAUCAGCUCACAAGAGCUGCUGGUGCAACGCCGUCCCCUGCUGACUCGCGACCAAUCGGCCGCCAGCAGGGAGGUGUACUCGAUCGGGUUGAUUUCCGGCGAUUCCUGUCCGCCUCAUCAGAGCAGGCGGGCACGUUAUGGAGCAGUGGUCUUUAGACCGCUGCUUCAUAACUGCUGUUUCUUGCGAGUCUGAAGACUCGCCAGAAACACGGGCCCCCAAGCUCCAUUCAGAGCUGGAUAAAUGGGCCCCAUGAAAUAGACCUGCAGUAGAGUCAUAAAACCACAGGAACUUUUACAUUUAAUAUAAUUAAG
This is a messenger RNA of Bombina bombina (fire-bellied toad), 2394 nucleotides long. It is a transcript of the gene AGTR2, whose product is annotated as angiotensin II receptor type 2. Lineage: Eukaryota; Metazoa; Chordata; Amphibia; Anura; Bombinatoridae. The transcript has 2 exons. Gene Ontology annotation, cellular component: membrane. Gene Ontology annotation, molecular function: angiotensin type II receptor activity. The coding region runs from base 96 to 1175 and encodes 359 amino acids. The record is from RefSeq and is a predicted model, not a curated record. Gene Ontology annotation, biological process: blood vessel diameter maintenance; G protein-coupled receptor signaling pathway; inflammatory response.